Messenger RNA from Metarhizium album ARSEF 1941, 792 nucleotides. RefSeq lists its product as uncharacterized. The record is from RefSeq and is a predicted model, not a curated record. The transcript has 2 exons. Lineage: Eukaryota; Fungi; Ascomycota; Sordariomycetes; Hypocreales; Clavicipitaceae. The coding region runs from base 1 to 792 and encodes 263 amino acids.
AUGAUCCCUCCGCCCCUCCUGCGCCGGCAUGACAUCCUGCUCAACCUGCGCAGCAAUCCUCCGGCCAGGGCCGCCCGAAGAGACGGCCGACGAUCGGCAAGUAUCGUGCUGUGGCAGAGUGAUAUGCGGCACCUGCAUACAGGUCAGAUACGUCGUAACCCGAGGUUUUCUCAGUACUGCCCGUACUGCCAGAUAUCCAGUUCCCCUUCGCCUCUGCCCCAGGGGCUCAAAGAUCCCCCGUCUUAUGCGCUGGUCUCGCCUUCGCCUCCACGGGCCGGGGAUGCUGGACCGCCGCCCUAUGCACUCGUAGACACGAAGCUGCGGCCUGCAAGGAAUGACGGGGCGAAUGCCGACGUGGGCGAGAAGAGUGCGGCCGACGACACCCUUCAUUUUCUGGACCACGACCACGACAGCAUUACGUCGUUGUCGUUUCGGUACGGCGUUCCUGCCGCGGCGCUGAGGCGCGCCAACAACAUCACGAGUGAUUACCUUCUGCAGGCAAGGAAAACGAUAUUAAUCCCGGGAGAAUAUUACAAGGCCAAUGUCAGCCUCUCGCCCACGCCGGUUUGCGGAGAGGACGAAGAGCUGAGAAAGAGCAAGGUACGGCGAUUUAUGACAUCCUGUAAAGUAUCUGAUUACAACGUUGCCAAGGUAUAUCUUGAGCAGUCGGACUAUGAUCUCGGCGCCUCGGUGCAAGCAUACUUUGGCGACGAGGCGUGGGAAAGGGAGCAGGCGAGGAACAAGGCGCUGUCGAGGACGAAGAACAACCUGGCCUCCUAUUGGCGACCCUAA